Molecule: messenger RNA, 432 nt
Organism: Saccostrea cuccullata (small rock oyster)
Lineage: Eukaryota; Metazoa; Mollusca; Bivalvia; Ostreida; Ostreidae
Exons: 1
Coding region: 1-432 (143 amino acids)
Source: RefSeq, a predicted model, not a curated record
AUGGUUCUAAGUCAGGUUGCAGGCAUAUAUGAUCCUCUUGGACUGGUUGCUCCAUAUGUAUUGUCUGCAAAAAUUCUCAUGAGGACCAUGUGUUCCAAAGAAAAUCAAAUUGGAUGGGAUGAGCCUAUGAGUGAAGAUAUGAGGGCUAAGUGGGUUCAGUUCUUUACAGGAUUUUAUGAUUUGCAGAAUUUAACAUUCAAAAGAUGCCUUAUGCCGGAAAACACAGAAAGUGAUCCAAUGCUUGUUAUAUUUUCGGAUGGAAGUCAGCAAGCCUACGGUGCAUGUGCCUACAUCAGAUGGCAUACCGAAGAUGACAAAUACACAUCGAGCCUAGUGAUAGCAAAGAAUCAAUUGCACCAGCAAAGCAGUUGUCUACCCCUCGUCUUGAACUCUGUGGAGCAGUGCUUGCAUCUAGGCUGCGUCAAAAACUAG